AUGUCGAGCGUCGGCGAGAAGAGCUUGUCCGAGGUUUCUGGCGUGAAAGGCGUCGUAGCAGAGACAGAGGACGUGUUCGGACCUGAAGAUGACCACGACAUACAGUACAAGACACUCAGCUGGCAGUAUGUCGCCUUCUUCAUGAUUGCUGAGAUCGUGAGCAAUGGCAUGCUCACGUUGCCGAAUGCAAUGGCCGCCGUUGGGAUUGUGCCGUCUCUCAUAUUGACGAUCUUCUUGGGCAUGUUCGGACUAUUCACCGCGAAGCUCUUGAUCGACUUCAAGCUCAACCAUCCUGAUGUGCACAACAUGGGGGAUGCGGGCUACCUUAUCUUUGGUCCCAUAGGGCGAGAAAUCUUGUCAAUAGGCACUAUCAUAUUCGCAAUAUUCGGCGUGGGGUCUGAAAUUCUGUCAGGUCAACUGGCGCUCACCACGCUAUCUAACAACGGCAUGUGUGCCGUUGAUCUCCUCCUGAUUUUCUCAGCGGCGACUUUUAUUAUCUCACUACCUCGGACCCUCGGAAAUAUGAGUUGGCUGGGCUUCGUUAGCACCAUAGCAAUUACCCUUUGCGGGUUUCUUGCAAUGGUUGGUGCUGGCGUAAACCCUACGCCCGGCCGUACAUUGUCUGCCACAGUCCCUACUACUUUCUACGACGCGUUCUUGGCUGUCACUGGACCUGUCUUCGCAUACGCAGGUCAUUUUAUGUUCUUCAUCUUGAUCUCGGAGAUGCGCCAGCCCAGAGAUGCAAUGAAGGCGGCGUGGACACUACAAGUAUUCUCGACAGCUUUUUAUGCAGUUUUCAGCAUCGUGGUCUACGUCUACCUUGGCAACGAAGUGCAAUCCCCGGCGCUCCUAUCGCUCUCUCCUGUAUGGGCGAAGAUCACCUUCGCCAUUGGCAUGGUGAACUUUCUGCUCUCGGGUGCCCUGUACUCCCACACAGCAGCCAAGCUCAUCUUCGUCCGCCUCUUCCGGCACUCCCGCCACCUCUACACCCAUACGAUCCUCGGGUGGUCCGUCUGGACUUUCCUCUGCUUCGGCGCGACCGCGCUCGCCUUCGUCUUCGCUGCCGCUGUCCCCGUCUUCUCCGACUUGACAGGCAUCACUGCGUCGCUCUUCGCUUCCUGGUAUACGUACGGCAUAGCUGGAUUCUUCUGGCUCUAUGACGCAUAUUACCUUGGGGGUGGAGGUAUGAAAGCGCUGAAGCGUCGGUGGGGCGGUACCGUCUUGGCGGUGCUGACUGUGUUUUCGGGAGCGUUCAUCUGCGUAGCGGGGACGUAUGUGUCUAUCAAGGUACGUACAUUCCGAUGGGACCUUCAGACGUUACUGAGUUCGCGCACGUAG
Molecule: messenger RNA, 1338 nt
Organism: Fomitopsis serialis
Lineage: Eukaryota; Fungi; Basidiomycota; Agaricomycetes; Polyporales; Fomitopsidaceae
Product: transmembrane amino acid transporter protein-domain-containing protein
Exons: 9
Coding region: 1-1338 (445 amino acids)
Biological process (GO): amino acid transmembrane transport
Cellular component (GO): vacuolar membrane
Molecular function (GO): amino acid transmembrane transporter activity
Source: RefSeq, a predicted model, not a curated record